AUCCGGCCUUAGUACUGACGCAGCCCAGUUUUAUCUUUAAACACCAUACCCAGCUCAUUUUCCUAAUAAGAUACAGACAUCUCUCUCUCUCUCUCUCUCUCUGUGUAUAUAUAUUGCCUUAGAACGCACGCCUUCCAUUUCCAUAGCCCACACAUCUCACCUGAUCCAUUUCCAUAGCCCUUCACAAAAUACACGACGACGACGACGACGACGACGAUCAUGUCCACCGACGUCGAACUCUUGAACGACUUGUCGAAAAUCCGACUACUCACGGUCGAGAUCACUAGAACAACGGCACAAGCCUCCGAGGAUAUUAGUGGCGACGUAAUCUUUGAGCCACAAAAGGACGACGACAACGAGUGCCGGACGCCGACAUCCAAGGAAUAUAGAGUUCCCGAGAUCCUAGUUUGUCCCCCGGCUCCUCGGAAACCGAGAAGUGCACCCUCAUGCAAAAGAAAACCGUCCGUCGACCUUCAGUUCUUCGAAAUCGUGAACCGUGAAGAGGUCGAUGCAUUUUUCAGGUCGAGCUUCGAGAACGUGUCUGGUAUUACGUCCGUCAAGAUCAGGAGCUGCUGCCCAUGUAAAUGAAUCAAUGAUCGCCGGCUGCUUAAUUAGAAAACCACUAUAGAUACAAAUGGAUCGAAUCUCACAAAAGGAUCUCACAUACCAGUAGUAGUGUACCACGUCUCCCCUUCUUUU
Molecule: messenger RNA, 699 nt
Organism: Juglans microcarpa x Juglans regia
Lineage: Eukaryota; Viridiplantae; Streptophyta; Magnoliopsida; Fagales; Juglandaceae
Product: cyclin-dependent protein kinase inhibitor SMR1-like
Exons: 1
Coding region: 220-588 (122 amino acids)
Biological process (GO): regulation of DNA endoreduplication
Source: RefSeq, a predicted model, not a curated record